Messenger RNA from Coffea eugenioides, 1260 nucleotides. Its product is annotated as probable L-type lectin-domain containing receptor kinase S.7. Bases 1 to 1260 code for a protein of 419 amino acids. Gene Ontology annotation, molecular function: carbohydrate binding. NCBI's taxonomy places the organism in Eukaryota, Viridiplantae, Streptophyta, Magnoliopsida, Gentianales, Rubiaceae. The record is from RefSeq and is a predicted model, not a curated record. The transcript has a single exon.
AUGCAUCCGUCUACAAACUGUUUCCUUUUUUUAUCCCUGGUCGUCCUUUCCUUUAACUCCAAAGACACGCAACCCUUGCUGCUAUCUAAUUCUUCAGAGACCAGGUUGUUUGAGCUGCAUUCUUUACCCAACGGUUAUCUUACUUUUGUGGGUGAUUCUCACCUGCAGCAUAGGGCGAUUGCAUUAACAAGGGAAGGCAUGCUGACUAAUGCUCCAAGGAGCGCUGGAGUCGUAUUCUACCGUCAACCCAUAUUGUUCUUAGACCCUCAUUCGAAAAAGGUCCGUUCAUUUUACACCAUGUUUGCCUUCUCCAUUCAGAACUAUGGAGACGGAGAGGCUCCUGGGGAUGGCCUAGCAUUCUUAAUUUCCCAAAAUGAUGAUCUCCUUGGAAGUCCUGGAUACUUGGGAUUGGUUGAUUCUACAGAUUUAACCAGGAACAAAUUUAUAGCAAUUGAGUUCGACACAAAAUGUGAUUCUAUCUUUCAUGAUCCCGAUGAUAAUCACGUCGGGUUAGAUAUCAACAACCUUUCAUCCGUCAAACUUGCCACAUCCUCUGCUUUGCGUUCUUUGGAUGUGAAUUUGAAAAGUGGUUAUCCGAUUAUUACUUGGAUCGAUUACAAGAGUGAUGAAAAGAGGUUGGAAAUUUUCUUAAGUAAAUCAUAUUUGAAGCCUAGUAAGCCCAUCUUGAAGGUUGACAUUGACCUGUCCAACUACCUAAAAGAUGAGAUGUUCGUGGGAUUUUCUGCUGCAACAAAGGGAACCAUGCAAUUGACCCAUAUUGAACACUGGGAAUUUACAAUUAUGAAGUUAAGUCCACCGCCUCCUCCCCCACCGCCUGCUGAGUCCGGAAUAACCUUCUCAAAUCCCCCUGACUCUAGACAAAGACAUAAAGAUCUUAGCAAGUUUGCAAUUGGUCUCGCCGUAGGAGUAUGUUCUGUUCCUUUCCUAGGACUCAUUGGUUGGUAUUGUUGGAAGAAAUUCAUAGGGAUAAUCCAGAAAUCAGAAGGAACAAACAAUGUAGAGAGGCAAAAUAUCAGGACAUCAGGAGGAAAAUCUUGUCAGGAGAUUCAACUUUCUAUUUUAGUUGGUGAAGUAGCAGGAGGCCUCCACUUUGAGAAAGUGUUAGACAAUGUAGCUGAGCUUAUUCGUGUGAAAAAAGUGAAAUCUAGUCUCUCUCCUUGCAAUAGUUUGCCUGCAGUAAAACCCUGUAUCCUCCCUCUCUGCAAAAAUUUGCCACUCAGAACAAAUGACAUCACUUAA